AUGAUGAAGUACUCACCAUUUCAUGAUGAUGAACCAUCAAAUAAUGACCCAACAGGGGUACAAACAACAUCAGAUCAAGCAGCAGGACAACCAAGUGCACCAAGACAUCCAAUAGCACUAUUCUUUCAUUUCUUUUUCAAGGGUAUCGCAAUUGGUAUCUAUAUCCUCGACUACUUUAUCUCUUUUGGUUUUGUCAUUACAUUUAUCGUUAUUACAUUGUCGUCGGCAUUUGAUUUCUGGACCGUAAAGAAUGUAAGCGGUCGUUUGUUGGCUGGUUUGAGAUGGUGGAAUGAAAUACAACCAGACGGAUCUGAUAAAUGGCAUUAUGAAUCAACCAACAACAAGGCUUCUGUCAAUCAAUCGGAAUCUUUCUUGUUUUGGGUUGGACUUAUUGGAUGUCCAUUGGUUUGGGCUGUCUUUACCGUUUUCAGUAUCUUUUCAUUAUUAAAGUUUAGUUUUGGUUGGUUGGUUGUCGAUAUUAUUUGUUUGGCACUUUCUGGUUACAAUGUAUAUAGUUAUAUUAAAUGUGCUAAAGAUGCACGUAAAAAGGUAAAAGGAAUGGCACAAUCCUAUCUUUGUGUUUAUACAUCUGUGCUUCCUCAACUCAGUUUGAUUUCGAUCGCAGAUUUACCUCAUCAUCACAUUAACGAUACAACUCUGCAAUCAUCAACAGCAUUUGCUUAUUAUAGAUAUAUAGACAGUAGAUUAAGGUUCCAAGGUUCUGACCUCGUUCGUUUCAUCUACUCUACAGCUUACAACUCAAACAAUCACCUUUUAAUUUAA
This is a messenger RNA of Cavenderia fasciculata, 783 nucleotides long. RefSeq lists its product as uncharacterized. Bases 1 to 783 code for a protein of 260 amino acids. The transcript is spliced from 5 exons. Gene Ontology annotation, cellular component: Golgi membrane. Lineage: Eukaryota; Evosea; Eumycetozoa; Acytosteliales; Cavenderiaceae. Gene Ontology annotation, biological process: protein secretion; vesicle-mediated transport. The record is from RefSeq and is a predicted model, not a curated record.